CUGUGGCCAGUGAAUAAGCCCAUGCCGAAAUUAGAUGCCAUUAAGCAGACAUCGGGCGAAGCCCAAUAUUGCAAUGAUCUGCCUCCUUAUCCUAGAGAAGUAUUUUGCGCUUUCGUCCUCACGAAAGUCGGUAACGGCAUGAUCGACAGUAUAGAUGCGAGCAAGGCACUUGCUGUGAAGGGUGUAGUGGCGUUUUUCAGCGCCAAGGACAUACCCGGCAAGAAUUUGUGCAUCUCAGCCGACAGCAAGUUGUUUUUGUUGCCAAACGACGAGUUGCUGUUCGUCGAAAGGGAUGUUCAGCAUGCCGGCCAGCCAGUUGGAGUAAUCGUCGCCGAAACGCAUAAUUUGGCAAACGAGGCCGCGAAAUUGGUGAAAAUUAAAUAUAGCGGAUCUCUGCAAACGAAGCCGGUGAUAAGCAUCGAGGAUGCACUUGCCACGCAGGACAAUACUAGAAUCAGACAGGGCGCGAACGUUCCGGCGAAAGCAAAAGGAAAUAAUACUAAAUAUGUAAUAAAGGACGUCUUACAAUUCGGUGGCCAAUACCACUAUACCAUGGAAACUCAAUCCUGCGUGAGCGUUCCUGUGGAGGAUGGAAUGAACGUCUACCCAUCGACGCAAUGGAUGGAUUUGAUUCAAGUAUCAAUCGCAACUUGUCUCAAUGUUAAGAAUAAUAGCAUCAAUGUGUUUGUCAGACGACUUGGCGGUGGAUACGGAGGGAAAUUGGUACGCAACGUGCAAGUCUCAUGUGCUUGCGCGCUGGUAUGUCACAAACUGAAUCGUCCAGCGCGAUUCGUUAUGACGAUAGAGGACAAUAUGCAAUCUGUGGGCAAGAGAUGUUCUACACGGCAAGAAUAUGAGAUCGGAGUGGAUAAUGAGGGAGUUAUCCAGUAUCUCAACUUGAAACAUUGGGGCAACUGCGGUUCCAGUUUCAACGAGGUGCAACAAGCUGACAGAGUGGUUUCGUUCAUGCAAAACGCUUGUUAUACAACCGAUAAUUGGACGUUCAAUGGAUUCGACGUACGAACUGAUAUAGCGUCAAACACAUACGCUCGUGCGCCAGGAACUGUAGAAGCAUUAGGUAUGAUAGAGAAUAUAAUGGAGCACAUUGCGAAAGUGACAAAAAAGGAUCCGGUACAGGUCAGAUUGUUAAAUAUGAAAGAAGAAGAUAAAAUCGCAUUAGAAACCAUGAUAAAAGAUUUGUCGAAAUCAGCCGAUUACGAGAUGCGAAAGCAAGCCGUUCAAACGUUCAAUGAACAGAAUCGUUGGAAGAAAAAGGGCAUCGCCCUGGUGACAAUGAGGUUUCCAAUGAUAUUUGUAGGACAAUUUAACGUGGUAGUGUCGGUCUGCGCUCGCGACGGUUCGGUUUGUGUGA
Messenger RNA from Wasmannia auropunctata (little fire ant), 1372 nucleotides. Its product is annotated as xanthine dehydrogenase/oxidase-like. The annotation marks the transcript as partial. Lineage: Eukaryota; Metazoa; Arthropoda; Insecta; Hymenoptera; Formicidae. Gene Ontology annotation, molecular function: oxidoreductase activity; iron ion binding. The record is from RefSeq and is a predicted model, not a curated record. The transcript is spliced from 4 exons.